AUGCAGCUUACAGUCCUCGCCUCUCUUCUUGCCUCUGUGGCUAUGACCGCCAGUGCCGCACCUUCCACCGGCAUUGAGGCCCGUCAGGGAGUUCCCCGAGUCCGCGCCACUUUCUACCGUGACCAAGAAUGCGGCCGCGACGGCCGGCCUUAUGCCGAUGACUUCGUCCCACUCCAAAACACCACCGCCACCGGCCUGAGCACGUGCAUGAAUUUCCCCCCCUCGUUCAACUACCCUAGCACAUUCUUUAACGAGACCAUGCUCACGAGGACACUCCGUUUCUAUGAUCUUCCUUGCGAGCAACUUACCGACGUUGGCAGUGGACAUCACAUCGAUAUCGCGCCUGGCUUCAUGCCUGGUUGCCAGAACUUGACACUCAAGUCUUAUGUCACUUUGUAG
This is a messenger RNA of Alternaria ethzedia, 399 nucleotides long. RefSeq lists its product as uncharacterized. The transcript has 3 exons. Bases 1 to 399 code for a protein of 132 amino acids. NCBI's taxonomy places the organism in Eukaryota, Fungi, Ascomycota, Dothideomycetes, Pleosporales, Pleosporaceae. The record is from RefSeq and is a predicted model, not a curated record.